This is a messenger RNA of Physcomitrium patens, 1355 nucleotides long. RefSeq names its product 17.3 kDa class II heat shock protein. The record is from RefSeq and is a predicted model, not a curated record. NCBI's taxonomy places the organism in Eukaryota, Viridiplantae, Streptophyta, Bryopsida, Funariales, Funariaceae.
CCAGCAGUUUGUGGAAAAUGCAGCAAGUACUCGCGGUUUUUGCAGGACAUCGGUCCAACUUGAAGUUGUCACAAAUUUCUUCUCUGCAGUUGAUUGUAGACUGAUUAUCUAGGCUUCUACUCGUGAUUAACCAUCGGAAAGGUUUGAGCAGCUGUUUAGAAUUUUUUGGCAAACAAGGAGACAGAGUGUGAUACUGAGCAUCUCCAGUGCUUGGUUUGAAGAGUGUUCCAAGAGUUUCGUGGACCGGAUCGAGGAAAAAUGGAUUUCCCUCUGUUUCAGAUUUUGAGCUUCCCUGACGAGCUGGAGAAAUCGUUGAACCCGCAGUCGCAAAAAAUAGUGCGCGACAAAAUUAUUUCAGUGGUUUAUCUUUAUAACUGUGAGACUUAUUUUAAGCUCGGAAGGAAGACAGAUUGUGUUCCACAAUAAUCCGAGACUCCAUGUACGAGACUGGAGUGCUAAUUGAUAGAAAAUGCAUCUUUCUGAGCAUAUAUGAAGUUUCAACACAUGGUACAAAUGGAGAAUGAUAAUGUCCUCGUCAUUGGUGGCACACGAAAACGUGAGGAGACAGAUCCUCAAGUGAAAUGUAUCCGAAUGGAGCGAAACUCCGGCACAUUUAUGCGCAAAUUCACGCUUCCUCAGAAUUCUAAUUUGGACAAGAUCACUGCUUCCUGCGUUGAUGGCGUGCUCACACUUAUAGUUGCUAAGAUUCCUCCACCAGAACCUGCAAAGCCAAGGACUAUUGAGGUGACCACGGGAAGAAAUUAAAACCAGAAUAUGAAGUCUCGUUGGUGACGUCACAUAGGGCGUUUAUUUGCCUCAUUAUCGUCUCAUGGCGCAGUUUAGAAACGAUAUCACAGACCUGUCUGAAGACCAAGCUCUCUUCGAAUGCCAAAUCAUGUCGGUCUUGUCAUGUCACAAGCAUAAUCCACCCAACAUGGCAACAAAGUAAUUUACCUUGUCGUUGCCUACCUGUCUGAAGGUGAACAAAAUGUCGACAAAUAUAGUAAGAGACUAUAAUUUGGGUUCACAGGGAGAAGGUAAAUUAGUUCAUGUGUGGAGGGGCACUUGCUUCUGCCAUUGCGAGUUGAUGCAUCUCUGUUAGAGAGUCUGAAAGAUCCUCACAGUGGAGCUCGCCAGGGUCCCGCAGCCCGCAGAGCAGGGGGGCCACGAGUACCAGCCACCCUCCCCUGCGCACCACUCCCAUGGGGAAUCAAUUUUGAAUCCUUGUUUAUUAAAUAUCCGUGUUGAAGAAAAAAUUGACGAGUUAAUUUUUUGAGUUGUAGAAGUUCUUCCUGGAAACAAAAGUGUCAUGUACUUUCAGUGCUGUUAUAUACGAAAAAUAUUCUUUGAAGCAA